GACCUGGGGCUGUGGGUUGCAUAAAAGCUCAAAGGAACUCUGUCCUGCACAGUUGGGACCUACCACCUCCCUUACGUUCACGUGCUCCCCGUUGGCACGAUGCUCGCGAAGACCCUGGUACUCACAGCCUGGUUCGCCCUAGUUGUGGCUUACCCCGUAAUACACCAGGAAUUCAUUACUGACCUAGACUUGAUCACUGACCUUGAGUUGAUUAAUGAACUUGAUUUGAUUAAUGGCCUUGAGUUGACCGCUGAACUAGAGUCCACUGCUGACCCAGAGUUGGCCACCACAGAGUCCACCACCACCCCUGAGUCCACCGCCACCCCGGAGUCCCCCGCUGACCUGGAGUCCACCGCCACCCCGGAGUCCCCCGCUGCCCCGGAGUCCCCCGCCGCCCUGGAGUCCACCGCCGCCUUGGAGUCCCCCGCUGCCCUGGAGUCCACCGCCACCCCGGAGUUCCCCGCCGACCUGGAGUCCACCGCUGACCUGGUCUCCAUUAGUGACGUAGAAUCGACCACGGAUGUGCAUUUUGAGGACACACAAGCUUUCGAAUUAUCUACUGAGGUGGAAUCAAACACUCAAAGCCUUGAGGAAGCAACAACUAAAGCCAUGGAAGAUGUCGCUGCUGCUCAUUCAGAAGAGCCCAUGACUAGAAGACCAAACGAGUCGAGCACCUCUGUGGGAAGCAACGAGUCCAUCUCGUUACUUUUCUAAAAUGAAGCAGAUCUUCCAUUAGUUGUGAACAUCACUCUUCUCUAACAAGAAGAUUCGGAGCUUCUGAACAAGGCUUCCAUUCCAUUAGAGGAGACUGAAAGGACUAGUAAGACAUAAGAUGUACCAGCUGAGGAUAAACAGUGGGGCUGUCUCUUUACCAUGUCCCAUCUCAUAGGGGCUCAAUAAAUGUUUUUUGGAAUUGAA
Messenger RNA from Leptonychotes weddellii (Weddell seal), 918 nucleotides. NCBI's taxonomy places the organism in Eukaryota, Metazoa, Chordata, Mammalia, Carnivora, Phocidae. The record is from RefSeq and is a predicted model, not a curated record.